GCUUAACAGAAGGUGUUUGACUUGGCUGGGCUUCCGUUGCAAGUCGGCGCUUUGUGGUUGAACCGUAGCUCUUCCUCCAUUGUAUUUGUGCUCACGAUUUAACGAUUGCAGGCGUAUUUUAUUUGCCAAACAGAUAUCCAUGUCGUCCGACGCCCUGAAGAAACGGAAGUCGAAGGUUGUCCGAAGUGAAGUAGGAACACCAGAGAUAAAGCGAGUUCGCGGAGAGGGGGACCAACAUGAUGUGCGUGCCUAUAAUGAGGAGGUGGAACUGGACGGCAGGGACCCUGAACAGGACUACUUGCAGUACAAAGAAUCAUGUGAGAAUCUGGCCACACUCAUGAGCGAGAUCCAGGAGCUGAAAGCCAAUGGAGCAAAAGAGGGGAGUGUGGAAGUUGAGCAGAGACGUAUACAGAGCUGCAUCCACUUCAUGAAUCUAAAGAAACUUAACCGCCUGGCUCACAUGCGACUAAAGCGAAGCAGAGAUCAGACACAUGAGUCAAAACAAAGAGUUGAUGUGCUGCACCUUCAGCUACAAAACCUCCUGUAUGAAGUUAUGCAUCUUCAGAAGGAGAUCAGCAAAUGUCUGGAGUUCAAAUCUAAUCAUGAAGAAAUAGACUUGGUGACUGAAGAAGAGUUUUACAAUGAGGCCCCACAGGAGAUUUCCAGGCCUAACCUCACAAAAAAUGAUCCUCACCAGCUCACACUGGCACGACUGGACUGGGAGCUUGAACAGAGGAAGAGGUUGGCAGAGAAGUACAAGGAGUCACAGGCCACAAAGGAAAAGAUUCAGAAGAGCAUUGAGGUGAAAAAGGAGCAUCUCAGAAGCUUGCAGCCAGGACUCAAUGCAAUCAUGCAGGCAUCGCUCCCAGUGCAGGAGUAUCUCUCCAUGCCGUUUGAACAAACUCAGAAACAGACGGAGGUAGCGCGCCACCUGCCUCCACCCCUCUAUGUAUUGUUUGUCCAAACAAAUGCAUAUGGCCAGGCUUGUGACAAGAAUCUGUGUGUGUCCAUCAAUGGGGAUGUGGAUGAGGCCAGGGCCCUGUCCAAACCCCCAGAUGAUUCCCAAGAUGAUGAGAGUGAUUCAGAUGCAGAAGAGGAGCAAGAGAAAACGAAGAGAAGACGGCCAACCACCGGUGGCCAGCUGGAUGAUAAAAGACGAGAAAUGCUAAAAAGACACCCUCUGUCUCUUUGCCUGGACCUGAAGUGUAAAGAUGGCAGCAUCCUCCAUCUCUACUUUUACUACUUGAUGAAUCUCAACAUUAUGACUGUGAAAACCCAGGUCUCCACUUCCACAGACCUCAGCACAGCCAUCAGCGCAGGAGAUCUUUUGAAAUCAGAAACUCUACUCAGCUGUCUCUACACUAGUGACCAAGGGAGAGAAACUCCCAAUCCAGCUAAUCGCUACCAGUUUGAUAAAGUCGGGAUAGUUUCCUUUGCUGAUUAUGUGGAGGAGCUGGGAUAUCCCUACAUGUGGGUUCAGAAUCUCGGAGGACUUCAAUUUCCAAGUGAUUCUUCAGAGGGCGUGCUUGUUGGCAGUUCUCUGAGUGCCAACCACAUGGAGAGCACCAUGAAGCUGCUGAGGGGGCGUGUCCUGUCCCGCUUGGCUCUGCAUAAACAGUUUGCCUCUUUGGAGCACAGCAUCAUCCCAGUCACCAGUGAGUGUCAGCACCUCUUUCCUGCAAAGAUCAUCUCCCGUUUAGCUCGUUGGACCACCAUCAGCCAGCAGGAGUACAUGGAUCUGCCAUAUACACGCCAUGUAACUGAUGCCGGGCUGGCAAAAGAGACUGAUCUGUACUUUUUGGGAGUGAUUGAAAGAGGCACAGCUCGUCUCCAGGCUGCAGUGGUGCUGAGUCCGCGUUACCCAGAGAUCGCUCCCCUGUUCUCCCUCUCUCUCAGCUGGAAAGGAGAGUGCAGUGGACGCACAGAUGACAAUCUUCGAGCCAUGGAGAGUGAAGUUAAUGUGUUCAAAAAUGAACUGCAAGGACCACGUCCAGGACACCAGCUGCUGACUAAUCAACUAGAACGCCUUUGUUUCUGCUUGGAUGUGUAUUUGGAGACAGAGGGACAAGAUGACAGUGUGGAAGGACCUCGCGAGUUCCCACGUGAAAAGAUGUGCCUCCGUACUGUCAGGGGUCCAACUCGCCUGAAGCCGUUCAAGUACAACCAUCCACAGGGCUUCUUUAGUCACCGUUGAAUCUGCUUAUACAGUUUCCUCUUUGUAUUUUAAAACUUGUAACCUUGAUCGUUGUGGCUUUGAUACACAAAGUUCAAUUUUUUAAAGCUUAGAAAAUUAAAAAAAUUUAAAAAAAAUUACUAUUUUCCUUUCAGUGUGUAAUUGAUCUUUGUAUGGUUCUGCUGCGUUUGGGUUUUGUUGAGUGCCCCAUAUUUUUCUGUUGGAUCUCUUUACUGUCCUUUCUACCCUAACUUCUCUAUGUUCUGCUCUAUUUAUAGGCUUUGUCAGAGCUUGCUGAUUAUUAUGCCAUUGAGGUUCAGUGCAGAAUAAGCUGAGUCAUUUCCACAGAGAAUGAUGCCCAUGGAAUAUGAUAUUCGGCAUAUUGUUUGCAGUUAGUCUUUAAUCUAUCAUUUAUUUCCAUGGCUUCAGUAUAUGCAAAAAAAUAUUUUUGUGGAUGAUAUUGAUAUGUCCAAUAUCUACUGAAUCAGUAGAUUAAAAAGAGAUUGGGUGACUUGUGGCCUUACAGUUGUUUAGUUUGCAGAGUGACUAUAAUGUGUACAGUUUUCAGUAAGCUAUUUCAAUAAAAAAAAAAAAAAAAAAAUACGAUUCUGAGUAAAAAACAUGAUUAU
Melanotaenia boesemani (Boeseman's rainbowfish) is the source of this 2802-nucleotide messenger RNA. RefSeq names its product THO complex 5 (gene thoc5). The transcript is spliced from 20 exons. The record is from RefSeq and is a predicted model, not a curated record. Gene Ontology annotation, biological process: mRNA export from nucleus; positive regulation of DNA-templated transcription, elongation. Gene Ontology annotation, cellular component: THO complex part of transcription export complex. The coding region runs from base 140 to 2194 and encodes 684 amino acids. Gene Ontology annotation, molecular function: mRNA binding. NCBI's taxonomy places the organism in Eukaryota, Metazoa, Chordata, Actinopteri, Atheriniformes, Melanotaeniidae.